UAAAGAUUAGGAUUGGAAAUUGGUUUUUGUUUGCCAAUGAAUAGCCUGGUUUUGAAACGAACCCUUGAGUCCAUGAUCCGCAUCAGUCACUUUGUCCGGCUAAGGCUGCGACUCAUACCCAUAGUGGAGAGGCUGGAAUCACAGCUUAUCUGGGUUGGCUCCCAUAGCGAUCGGCUCAGUUUAAACUGGUCCUUUAGCGAGCGAAGAUCAUCGUCCAUUCGAUUCCAGCAGAAUAUUCAAUACAAAAUGACUAAGAUCGCUAUCCUUGCCUUGUGCCUAGCUGCCGUGCUAGUUGCAGUGGAGUGUUCUUCCACUGGCGAUUGCCCAGCUGCUUCGAAGGUGUCGUCCUGUUCCCCCAAGUGCCUGACCGACCGCGAUUGCUCAUCGACUGGUGGUAAGUGCUGCUCUAAUGGCUGCAAUCUGAAGUCGUGCGUCGAACGUACGAAACUGGUACAGGGUGGCGAUAAGUAUUCUUCCGGUUCGGGCUCGUACUGCGGUAGCACCAAGUGUAGUUCGUUCGAGAAAUGUGGCGUUGAUCCGUCCACCAAGCGUCCGAAGUGUGUUCGUGCCUAGAUGCUGAUGAUUUCCGAUAAUCUUACAAUCCUUCCCAAUAAACGAAAAUAUUAUCAUCGCUUUUUAUGUUCAACA
Anopheles darlingi is the source of this 648-nucleotide messenger RNA. RefSeq lists its product as uncharacterized. The transcript has 4 exons. Bases 37 to 573 code for a protein of 178 amino acids. The record is from RefSeq and is a predicted model, not a curated record. Gene Ontology annotation, cellular component: extracellular region. Gene Ontology annotation, molecular function: peptidase inhibitor activity. NCBI's taxonomy places the organism in Eukaryota, Metazoa, Arthropoda, Insecta, Diptera, Culicidae.